AUGGCAGGACCACCGUACGUGACUCCGCCGCCGCCGCCGCCACCGCCACCGGCUCCGUCGCCGACGACGCACGUCACGGUCAUCGUCAUCAUCGUCCCGAUCGUCGGCGUGAUAUGCCUCGGGCUGCUGGCGGCCCUACUGUUCGUCCUCUGCAUCAGGCGCCGGCGCCGGCGCCGGUGCCCGGACGUGGAGGAGGAGGCGAAGGUGGAGGACGUGGAGGUGAAGGUCACGGAGCACGUGCGCAUCGUGGAGGGGGUCGUCGGCGAGGCCGGCAAGGUCGAGGCGUACAAGGCCGGCGGCUGUGGAGAAGGCGGCGGCGUCGUGGAGGGGGCCGGGGCGGUGGCGGUGGCGGGCGGGAUCGUCGUCAAGGAUGACGUCAAGGUGGAGGAGCACGUCGUCAGGUUCACCGAGGCGUCGAAGCGGGAGCAAGAGUGAUCUCAUGAAUGGUUGACCUUGGCCGUGUGCAUGUCAAGUGUCGUGUACAUGUGUGUGUGUGAUGUGCAUUUGGUAUUUCUAUCCAUGUUAUAUUCCGUUGUAAUUGGGUCAAAUUA
Setaria italica (foxtail millet) is the source of this 551-nucleotide messenger RNA. RefSeq lists its product as uncharacterized. The record is from RefSeq and is a predicted model, not a curated record. The transcript has a single exon. NCBI's taxonomy places the organism in Eukaryota, Viridiplantae, Streptophyta, Magnoliopsida, Poales, Poaceae. Gene Ontology annotation, biological process: plant-type secondary cell wall biogenesis. Bases 1 to 435 code for a protein of 144 amino acids.